AAAGAUCACAGAAUAGCGAGCAAGCUUUUGAGCUCUUUGGCGUUCUUCCGCAUCAGGCUUGAUGUUCAAAAACAAACGGAAAGAGAGCAGUUAAACGAACAAGGGCAAUUAUUGACGCUCCAGCCAUGGCCGGUUCCUCCAUCCUGGACGAAUCGCAGCUGAAGAUCCUGAAGGCCCAGUAUGAGGCCCAGAACGCCAGCAGUGCCGCUUCCCAAAUCCAGGCUCUGGUAGACUGUGUGAACACCCUCAAGAUCCAGGUCGGUAUCCUGGGAGAGCGUGGCUCAGGGGUGAGCACUCUGGUCGGGGCUCUGCUGGACAAGCCCCGCCGGGUGACGGAUCCAUGGGCUUAUCUCCGAGAGGCCCCCGAGACCACGAAGCAGCCGGUUGCCCACGCUCACCCCAUCUACCCCGACCUCACCCUGCACGACCUGCCGGGCUUCGAGGCGUCGGAGAAGCCGUCCGCCUACCUCAAACGCUUGGGCGACCUGAGCAAAUUCAGCUGCUUUGUGGUGGUGGUCGGGGGUGAAGGCUUGAGGGACAGCCACCUCCAAGUCCUCAAGGCCAUCAAGCAGAAAGGGAAAGGCCUCAUCCUGGCACGCACCAAGGUGGACUUGGACCUGCACACAGCCGAGCGGCGGCUCAGAUCCAGGUACAAUCCAACUGAGCAGCUGGGUCUCAUCCGGAAGGAAUUGGCAGGUGUUUUGACCAAGCAUGGGGUGGACCCCAAGAAGGUAUUCCUGGUGUCAGGGCUGGAGACGGACAGAUAUGAGUUUGCACGCUUUGAAGACAGCCUGGAAGGAGAGGUGCUCAAUUUGAAGAGAACUCACGAUGGGAACCUGGAGGAUUUGAACAAGGUGAGCCAGAAGAAGAUUAAGGAGCUAUACGCAAUCUGCCAGGGCGGCAGCUUGUCAGAAGUCCCAACUGUGAUCUCAUCCGUGUUGAUGGACCCCACACAAAUACGACUGGACGUCGCCGUGAUAGGUGAAGUUGGCUCAGGGAAGUCCUCGCUGGUUAAUGCUCUGAGAGGGGUGGGCUGUGGAGAACCGAAUGCGGCCCCCACUGGGGUGACAGAGAUGACGCAGAAAGCUGUGCCCUACCUGCUCCCAGUUGCCCCCAACCUUUACCUUUGGGACUUGCCAGGGGUGGGGCUGACAGAGGAAGACGUGAGCCACCUGGAUCUCAGCCGCUAUGACUUCUUCCUGCUGGUGGCCUCCGAACGCUAUAAGCACACCCACAGCUGCCUGGCCAGAGCCAUCACCUCAGCGGGGAAGCAGUUCUUCUUUGUGAGGAGCAAGAUAGAUGUAGAUGUGGAGACCCGGCCUGGGAGCCAACCCGUCGCCAAAGAGGAAGUGCAGGGUCAGGUGCGGAAGUGCUGCGAGGAAGCUCUGAAGAAGGACGGCGUGGACUCCCCACAGGUCUUCUUGGUCUCCUGUCUCAAGCCAGAAACAUUCGACUUGCCACUCCUCCUGGAAGCCCUCAGCAGCUACGCUCCAGACUUGAAGACGAAAGCUCUGAGGAAAGCCCUGCCAACUGUCCUGUCCCGAGUGGUUAGGCGGAAGGCCAAAGUGUUGAUGAAAGAUGUGUGGGGGAAGGCCCUUCAGAGCUGCCUCUUCUGUGUGGAGCAUCCCCAGCCGGCCGUGGUCGACAACCUCAUCACCACCAUUGCCAGCUUCUGCAUAGAUUUUGGCCUGGAUGAGGCCUCCGUAGAGCACACUGCCCAGGCUACCGGCACAACCCCCCGGCUGCUUCAGGCGGUGAUCCGAAGCCCCUUUGCUAAACCACUGGACUCUGCAUAUGUGCUCAGCCUCAUCACCAAGCCGACCUCCCUGACCAGCUGGGCAUGGAGCUAUGUGCCCUAUUUGGGGCGGGGUGUCAAGGUGGAGCCUGAAAUCUCCUUUGAGUCCACCUACCAGAUGUUGAGGCGAGCUGUGGUGGAACUGUCUGAGAAUGCAGAGGCGGUGCUGCUGCUGGCCUACACAGAGAAAUAGAGCUGGGUAGGAACUGGUUUAGAGGGUGCGAUGCUGCACACCACCCUUAACAAUAUAACCUAUCAACGUAGAGCAUAAGGAGGACGAGAUGGAACAAGACCAAGGGUCUCAAAGGACAGUGGCGUUAUGAUGGAUUUUAAAAAGUAGAGCGUCCAACUGCCUUGGUUACAUCCCAUCGUGACCCUCUGAGACCCAAGACUUGUGGCAGAACUUGGCUAUGAGAAAGGGGGGUCUAGUUGUCACUGAGAUGAGAAGUGACACACUGGUUUGCAUCACUUUAGCCAGGGAAGACAGGGGUGUCACAUGAUUCACCUUAACUAUCUGCUGAGAAGGCUAUGCUAAUUUCUUGACAACACCAGCCUUUUGUUGGGAGGGAGAUUUUUUUUGGUCAGGGGAGGGGAUGAAGUGUCAGUUCUGUAAGCCCCCAGUGGUAUAGUGUGCACAAAGUUGUUGAGACCCCAGAAUUGUUGAGCUUCUUUGGGAAAACCUCCCCCCAAAAUAGCGAUUUUAAGCUUUUGGAGCUGUUUUUGCUGUUUAUUCCAUUGCAUUGCCAUACAUCCGGGUUUUCCCUGACAUUUUGCAGAUUCAACAUUUUUGCCAUUUUUACACCUGAAAACCAGGACAUGCCCGGAAUGUUCUUGACAUAUGGCAAGCUUAGCACACGGACAACUUUACCAUCUUACAUGAUUUUUUAAAAAUGGAGCCAGAUCAAAACAAAUCUUUUUUGAACUCAGCGCGUGCAUUGUUAAUCACUGCCUGUGAGAGUCAUUCGUUGCCCUUUUGCAGUGCUUACCAAUCCAUUGGGCUCACACUGGUCUCACCUUGAAAAUGUCCCCCUGAAAGUGAUACGGUUAUCGUUUUAGGAUUGUAAUGAAUGGAAGAGGGGAAGAUUGUCUAAACGCUCCUUGCUGCCCAGUUCAAACCAAGUAGGCAGAAAUGUUGCACGUUGUAACCUCAGCCACAGGGCAGAGCCACCUGAGUUCCUGUUCCCUCCCUUCCACCUCUCCUUGUGUUUCCUUGUCUUUGGUUGCUUACUGUGUGAUCUUGCUGUUUCAAUAAUCUUACUUACAGCGGAGGCUGGCACAGGUCAAGUGGAGCGGUCCAUGGCUGCCAGCUUCCUUCUCCUCAGUUUCAGUGUUGGCUUUGCGGAACUCAACAAAGGGAGGAGGAGGAGGAGGACAAUUUUAUUUGGUGCUCAUUGGCCCAGGCUCCAUCUUCUGCUGGUCUUGCUGCUUUCCAUCCCCAGUGGGCACCAACAACCACAACUUACUGGUGAAUUCAAAACCCCCGAAGAGCAACUUUUGACUAAUUGUUCUGAUUGAGAGUAACUUUCAACAUGCAAAAAGCAAGUUGCCUUAGGAGCACUACUUGGCCUUGGUUUAGAAACAAAUACCUUAAAUCACAGCCCAACCCUUGCUUGGCUUUGAAAGGCAGACGGGGAGUGGAGGUGGCUGGAAGAAUGAAAGUGUGAAACCUCUUUCUUUGCACAAAACUAGGUGUGCAUGUUUUCUUUUCUUCUGGGACCCUGACCUAUGCACACAGAGGGAUUGACAAGUGCUCUUCCUUUUCAGAAGUAUUUGUUCUUUCAAGGAACAGAAGAGCCACUGAGCCUGUAUUGGGAAUGGAGCCUCAGAGGCUUUGUGUUGUUCAAACCAACUGUUGUUUUUUAAAGGCAAACACAAGUUGUUGAUGGACGCUAGGAAGAGUGAUUAGUCAGCCACUCAUUAUCUAUAGCUUGGUAUGUAUUUGUUAAGUCAUGCUGCAAGCACCUGCUGCCAGAACGGCCUGCCAUUCCUUAUAAAUAUAAAUUGCUUGCUUAGUAAUAGGAUGCUGACGCUGAGGUGGAGCCCAAACAGCUGUUGAUUCGCGAGUCUCUCAUCCGGCACUUGCUCAGCUCAAUGCAAGAACUGUUGUUUAUGUGGCAUCACUUGCUGUUACCUAUAUGAUAAAUAAAGUUGUGAAACGGUGGGAAAUGUUGAUGUUA
Messenger RNA from Lacerta agilis (Sand lizard), 3972 nucleotides. Its product is annotated as interferon-inducible GTPase 5-like. The transcript is spliced from 3 exons. NCBI's taxonomy places the organism in Eukaryota, Metazoa, Chordata, Lepidosauria, Squamata, Lacertidae. Gene Ontology annotation, molecular function: GTP binding. The record is from RefSeq and is a predicted model, not a curated record. Bases 126 to 1988 code for a protein of 620 amino acids. Gene Ontology annotation, cellular component: membrane.